Messenger RNA from Perkinsus marinus ATCC 50983, 1578 nucleotides. Its product is annotated as protein phosphatase type 1, putative. Gene Ontology annotation, cellular component: nucleus; cytoplasm. Gene Ontology annotation, molecular function: protein serine/threonine phosphatase activity; calcium ion binding. Lineage: Eukaryota; Perkinsozoa; Perkinsida; Perkinsidae. The record is from RefSeq and is a predicted model, not a curated record. Bases 1 to 1578 code for a protein of 525 amino acids. The transcript has 16 exons.
AUGGCAUCUCCGGGGGCAUCCACUGUGGAAUCCAUCGAUGUUGAUGCUAUCAUUGAGAAGCUCCUUGAGGUUCGUGGAUGUCGGCCUGGUAAAGGAGUCCAAUUAUCGGACGGUGAGAUACGGGCACUGUGUAACAAAUCAAGACAGAUCUUCCUCGAACAACCUAACCUAUUAGAACUAGAAGCACCCAUUAAGAUAUGUGGUGAUGUGCAUGGUCAAUACUAUGACCUUUUGCGGCUCUUCGAAUACGGAGGCUUCCCACCCGAAGCCAACUACCUUUUUCUUGGAGACUAUGUUGAUCGUGGAAAACAGUCCUUGGAAACUAUCUGUUUGUUAUUGGCAUAUAAAAUAAAGUAUCCUGAGAACUUCUUCCUACUUAGAGGCAAUCACGAGUGUGCUAGCAUCAACAGGAUAUAUGGUUUUUACGAUGAAUGCAAGCGCAGAUACAACAUUAAGUUGUGGAAGAUUUUCACGGAUUGCUUUAACUGCCUACCGGUGGCCGCAAUAGUCGAUGAGAAAAUACUCUGCAUGCACGGGGGUCUGUCUCCCGAGCUCAACUCCAUGGACCAGAUUAAACGGAUAUUACGUCCAACAGAUGUUCCCGAUACUGGCUUACUAUGUGAUCUACUCUGGUCUGAUCCUGAACAAGACAUCAGCGGUUGGGGAGAAAAUGAUCGAGGAGUCUCGUUUACAUUCGGCGCGGACAUCGUUCAGGCUUGUCUCAGAAAGCACGAUUUGGAUCUAAUAUGUCGAGCACAUCAGGUUGUUGAAGACGGAUAUGAGUUCUUCGCGAAAAGGCAGUUGGUGACGCUGUUUUCUGCUCCUAAUUAUUGCGGUGAAUUCGAUAAUGCCGGCGCGAUGAUGAGUGUAGAUGAAACUCUCAUGUGCAGUUUCCAGGUGCUUAAACCGGUGGAAAAAAAGAAAAAGUUUCCCACACUGUCAGAACUCGGCUACGACUAUGUUUUGGAAGAUUCCAAUGGCAUCUCUGACAAAGAAAUUGGCGAACUCGCACGCGAAUUCCGAGUAGUGAAUGUGAUCGGGGACGGUUUUGUGACGUCAGAAGAGGCCCGGAUAGCCUCCAGCCGGGCCGGAUUCUGGAGUACCGAUGACGAGUUCGCUGACGUCAAUUCGUUAUGCUAUGAUACUCCUGGGAAGGUCGCUGAUUCCAGGCUUGUAUCUCUAUUAAGGCGAAGUGCCAUAACAGAGCUGGAAGUCGUUGAGGCAUUUAGAAGCUUCGACCGAGAUGGUCGGGGUAAGCUAGAUGCGGCAGAUCUCGUCAACGCUAUGACCUCUAUGGGGAACGCGCUGCUAGAAGACGAGGCCUAUCAGAUGAUUCAUCAGGCUGAUCCAACAGCCAGCGGAUCAUCCGAGCGUCGACUAACGACCAAACUUUCCCUCGCGUUGUUUUCGGUCACGACUGGCAUCAGUAGCGAGGAUAGGGCGGUAUAUGACUUUGUUCAAGGCGUUAAGGGUUGUUUCGUAGGAGAAAAUAAAAAGGAGAUCAAAAAAGUUUUUACUCGUGCUCGUGUCUCCCAGUCGGGUGAAUGCCUUGCCAAGAACAAGACUAGCUACGUGUAG